AUGAAUCGUGUAGCAGCAGGAGUUCAGAGACGUGCGCAUUUGGCGAUCGUAUUUCUUUACGAGACCAUUGUAUUUACGCGCCAAGCUAUCGUGAAUCUGAAUUUUGACGAAGAAUUUUGGUUCCCUCCUGAAAACAAAGGAGAGAAGUCUCCAUCUAUUUUUUCUCGUAAUAUGAAUGAAAGGCCAACUGGGGGUUUUGAAGGAUUAGAGGAAGAAGAGAGACAGAGAACGAAGCAGCUAAUGAUAGUUCGGGAACCAGCUUCAACAAGCAGCAUAUUUCACAGGUCGGCUCAGAUUCAUCCAGGCGCAGCACAGGGUGAUUAUUUCACGAUAUAUACUUGUGAUUUUAACGACUAG
Messenger RNA from Enterobius vermicularis (human pinworm), 357 nucleotides. The record is from the annotation of a GenBank genome assembly. Lineage: Eukaryota; Metazoa; Nematoda; Chromadorea; Rhabditida; Oxyuridae.